CAAAGGUGUCCGGGCGCGGCCGGAAGUGGGGGAGAGGCCGGGCCAGCCAUGGCGGGGGCUGGACCUGGGAGGGCCGGGGGCUCGUUCCGGGGCCAGGGCCGGGGCCGGGGCCGGGAGCAGCGGCGGCCCCCAACCUGGGAGAUCUCGGACUCGGACGCCGAAGGCCCCGUCCGCGCGGAGGCCGCCGCGAGGGCCCCGGACCCGGCGGAGGAGCGCAGGGCGGCGGCCGAGGCGCUGCGGCUGCUGCGGCCGGAGCGGGCCCUGCGGCGCCUCGCGGUGCGCGUGGACCCAGCCAUCCUGCAAGACGCUGGCGCCGACACCCUGAUGGAGGCCCUGGGCGCCCUGGGCUGCGAGUACCUCAUCGAGCCGCAGCCCCAGGCCCGCAGCCUCAGGUGGAGCAGAGUGAGGCCCGACCCCUGCCCCCGCGGCGUGCCCCCAGAGGUGUGGGCUGAGAACGAACAGGAAGUUCUGCUGCUGCUGGAGCCAGGGGAGUUUCUGCGGGGCAUCGCCCGGCUGCCCAAGGUCCCUGGCCCAGGCUGCUCAGUGCCCUGGAUUUGUCCUGAAAGCCCCGCCCGCCCCCACCUGGCCAUCAUCGGGCUGGACGCCUAUCUGUGGUCUCAGCAGGCUGGUGUCCAGGGGACACAGUGGCAGCAGGAGAGCCCAGCAGCACCCGGCGCCAAGGGGGCCUUCAGCUGGUCCCAGGUGGAGGAGGUGAGGCCGGGCCAGGGCCUGGCACUUGGGCGGGUGUUCCCGGGGGCCCUUGCCCGGGCCCACCCCAGAGUCUCACCUGCUCCUCAGGCCCUGGUGCUCCUGCAGCUCUGGGCAGAGCUGGACGUGCUGCUGGUGGCGUCCUGGCGGGAGCUGAGCGAACAUGUGUGCGCCUUCACCAGAGCCCUCGCCCAGCGCCCCUACAAGUGUGUGCCGCCCCUACCAGAACGGGGGCUCAAAUGGGGGUGCUGGCUGGGUGUGUGCCUUAUUGGAGCCGGGGGCUGGGGGGCAGAGCAAGGCGAAGCCUCUAGAAGGACGCCGCGCUCCGCUCCAGGCGAUACCAGGAGUCCCAGGCCUUCUCCUUCUGCACGGCUGGGCGCUGGGCAGCAGGGGAGCGUGUGGCACGUGAUGGCACGGGGCUGUGGAGGGCCUGGUGCCGGCAGAUUGGGCAGUUUAACCGAGUCAGCACGGCUAUGGCUGAGGCCGUCGCAGCCGCCUUCCCAUCCCCCCGCCUCCUGCAGCAGGCGCUCGCAGCCUGCAGCACUGAGCAGGAGCAGCAGGCCCUGCUGGUGGACCUGCCUGUGGCGGCUAGAGGGGGCACGCGGCCCCGCAGGAUGGGGCCUGACCUCUCCCGCCGCCUCUGCCUCUUCCUGACGGCCACCAACCCCGACCUCCUGCUGGACCUGGGCUCCUGACCACCACGGGACAGGAUGGCGCCACCCCUGCCUGGCAGCACAGGGCUCACCUAGAGGACAGGCUGGAACCCCAGGGGGACGGGGAGCGGGAAGUAGCAUCACCUGCAGGUGGGACUCCCAGGACCCCUGCACCUCCCACCUGGGCAGGUACACGGCAGGGCCUCAGGCCUCUGUCUCCAGCUGGGUCAGGCCUGACUCCAAGUUGGGUGCAGGUUGGGGCGGGGGCUGCGGGUGGGGUCGGCAGCACAGGCUCAGGCCAGACCCCCGGGAAACCCCCCAGGCCGCAGGAACAGGCCCCCAGCAGCCCCGUGACAGACCCCCGGGUGCCUGGAGGCAGGAGGCCCAGAUCCUUGGUCCCAGGAAAGGAAACGGGCUCCUCUUCUCUUGGGGCAGAACAACCAGAAAAAAGCCACCAACACUCAGGAACCCCAAAACCUCGUCUGGAUUUGUUUAAUUUUACGGCUUCUGCGGGGGUCGGAUGUGUAAACGCCACGUUUCUCACAGGGACUCGGACGUCCUCGGGACAGAGGAGCAGUGGGCAGCAUGCAGAGUGGGUCACGGGAGGGCAGGGGCCCGGGUGCAGCCGGAGCGGGCAGGGCUCAGAGUGGCCGCCCCAGGCCGGGCCUGCCGCCCUCUCCCGGGAGGCUCGGGUGGGCAGCGGCCGCCCCCACUGGGCACAGGAAGCCAGGGGGGCUCAGGCACUUCCCAGGCAGGGUUGGUCAGGGUCACGCGGCCUGUGACCUUGCGAGGUGGCCGGGCCACCCCAGACAGACCUUGGCCCGACUCCUUCCUCUCCGUGGCCUGGGAGAGUGGCCGGAAGGAAAGGACGGAAGGCGGUCCCGGCCCGAGCCGGCCGUGCUCAGCGGGAGCCAGCCUAGGUCCGUCGGCGGCGCUUCCUCUGGCCGGGCCUGGGCUCGGGGCUGCCGCCGUGGGCCGCCGCCGCGGGCGAGGAUGCAGGGGGCUUGCGGCGGCCGCAGUUCAUGCUCAGCACCCAGCCCAGCUUGUCGUGCAGCACCUGCUUGAGGCCGGGCGGCAGGGGCAGGCCCUCGAGCGUGUCCCUCGAGUUGGGGCGCAGCUGGCGCAGGCGGUAGCAGCACAGGUACUGCAGGGAGGUGCGGCUGGCGCAGGAGCGGAUGACCUUCAUGCUGCUCUUGGCGGCCGUGGAGCAGACCAUGGGGUAGAAGCUCCUGUUCCGCAGCCGGGUGGCCGCCACGCCUGCAGGGGGACAGCACCGCGGGGCCUGAGGCGCAGCUGCCGUCUGGCUGCGAGGGCACCUGUCUGCGUCACGCCCGGGGGCGCCACCCUGCCUGGGGCGUGGGCUUCUCCUGGGGGCUCCCGGGUGAAGCAGGCGCCCCCCACGCCCUCACCUAUGCACUUCCGGUUCUUGAAGAAGGUCAGCGUGCCGUGCCAGCUGUCAAGGUGCACCCCGAUGAUGGAGCCCUGGCCGAACCGCGAGGAGAAGCUCGUCUUGUCUCCCUUGUGGUGCAGGAGCCCUGGGGACAGCAGCGGGGUGAGCCCAGCAGCCCGGGCAGCCUGGCCCCGGCCCCGGCCCCGGCACACACCCGUGUAGGAGAGGCCCCAGCUGUCCUCGUCGCGGCCUAGCAGGCUGCAGAAGGUGUGGUGGUACUUGUCCAAGUCCACGUCCGAGGUCCCGAUGCCCACCAUCUAGGAGCAAGGGGGCUGGGCAGAGGGUACAGGGCCGCCACCCCCAGCAGCCCCCAGCCCCACCCGCUGGCCGUUUACCAUGUCAGUGCCGUAAACAGGCGAGGUCAUCUUGACCUCCCAGAAGUGCUGGCCCUCAGCCAGCUCCUUGGUGCCCCGGACGGCCGCCGUGCCACAGCUGUACUCCGUGUGGAAGUGGACCUUGCGGUCGUCGCAGCUCAGCAGAGCAGCUGAGGACUUGUGCCGAUCGUCCCAGACCCAGUCGAAGUCUGCAAGACAAGAAGCCCCGGCUGUGACCGCCUGGGCCCGGGUGCCCCCCCACCUGGCGCUGCCCUGGGGCUCACACUCGUCCUCCUCUCCACAGCGGCAGUCCUUGCCCCGGCGCACGGUGUGCAGGCUGUCGCAGAGAGGGGCCUCGCUCUGGCCAUCGCACGUGCAGAAGGACUCCCCGGUCACGGGCACAGCGCUGGGGACGGAUGGCGGCAGGGACGGGCACUCGGGGUCAGAGUCUGCACCGCUGUGCUGGGAGGAGAGGACAGGCUGACUCGCAGUCGUCCCACGUGCUGCCCUGCCAUCCCCCCCGGCUCAGGCCUGAGGGGAGCCCCGAGUGCCUGCGGUCAGCCCAGCAGAGGCAGCGUGGGGCUCCCCACAGGUGUGUGAGGCCCCACAAGCCCACACCCCUCUUCCCAGCUCCCCCUGCUGUAGGGACGGGGCAACCAGGAGGCCUCCUGGGCCCAGGCCGAAGCUGGGGUGAGUGACCACAUGCUGGAGGCCAGUUCACCCCCAGCCCCCCAGGAGGCAGCCAGCCUGUCCACUCUGGGUGCGCGGCCCUAAAGCCACAUGGACCUCAGUACUGCCCCACUCUGGACUCCAAGCCCACCGUGAGGGGCUGAGGUCUCCCCGCUGAGGGCUGCACAGAUAAAUGCAACCUGCCUCUAGCUCAGGCAGGGCACAGCUGCCACCCCAUGCACCCUGCACCCCCGUGGCCCAGGUGAGCUCCUUAAGGCACCCAUCAGGCCCUGUUGCCUCAGGAUGAAACCUGCCUUCCCCACCAAACCAAGCAGACCCCCCGGGGCCUCCUCACAUGGAGCACGCGGGCUCCAGAAUCCCCUCCCCCGGCUUGUCUCGGGUGCUUUUUUCGUUGUACUUCUCUGGAAUUCUUGUUUGUCUCAUUUACUAUCUCCUUCCUCAUGCCAGAACGCAAUUUCCCUGAGGAAAAGAGCCUCGGCCUCCUCGUUUCUUUCCUGGUGCACCCCAGGGCCGGCACUAUGACCCCGCGCAGCAGCCAGAUGAACUGAAUGAGUGAGCGGGGAACCACUGCAGCCCAAGCCCUGGCCAGGGACAGACACCCGGAAAGGAGCCUGGAAGCAGCUCUCCGGGGGGCCACCAGGCAGCUCCUGCUGCCACAGACGGCCGCGAGGGCCCCAUGAGUGGGGGUGCAGGAGGGGGUGCUACCCCCAGGACAUGCCACAAGGAGCCACAAGGCAGGAGGCCAGUCAGCUCCAGGAGGGAACUUGCUGCUACCAGAGUGGACGUUAGGAUGACAGGACGGACACAUGGACACGGGCACGGCAGGCCUGCAGGGCUGCACCCCAGGGGCACACAUGGGUGAAGCCCAGAAGCUGAAGCCGGCCCCCUGGAGGCUGGACAGGACACCCUUCCCAGCAGCCAGGCCCUGUCCAGGACCAGAGGGGGAGGGCUGUGUCGUUCAGUCCUCAGGGUGCCAGCAGUGACCUCCCCACACGCGCGGCCUCCAGGCCCAUUAGGUGACAGAGCACAAGCAGCAUGCGUGUGUCAGAGACCUGUGCCCAGCCAGCAGGCACCCCACGCCCCACAGCCACAAGUCUGCCCUCAGACUCAUCCCAAGGUGGGGACAGAACCCCCACAACAGGUUGCUCAGGGUGCCACAGUCCAUGUGAGCUGGAGGUGGGGCAGGAAUGCAGCCUGGGGGCCUCCCAAGCCCGGCUGGGAGCUGAGGGGCCCCACGAAGGGGGCCGAUGCAGGCCAGCCCCCAGCAGAGGUUGCUGUCCCCGGGUUCAGCUGCCCUCACCCCAGCUGAGCAGAGGCCACACUUUCUGGGCAGAUGAGCCAGACCCGGGACCCUGGCUGUGCCAGAGCAGAGAGCAGGGCCCAGCUGGCUCAAGGGGAGCCGCUGCAGGGGAGGGACCCGCCUCGCCUGGCCCCAGCAGGUGCAGAGGCCACACAACCCUGCUCCCCACACCCAGCCACUUGUCCCACCAAGAGCCGGGGGCUACGCUCACACUGCAGCCCGGCUCCAGCCGCAAAGCCCGCGGGGAGGACGGACAUCCUGGCCUGGGAAACAAAUGCCUGAGUUCUCUCAACUGCCUCCACGGCCCUGGGCCUCCCUAGGUUUGGGGGUGCAUUGUGUGGGGCAAAGGACAGGAAAUUGGAUUUUCAGGAAUCAAGAUUCCUUUUUCCAUGCAUAAAAACAGAAUAUAAAAUGUCCAUCCUCACGGGGAACGACACUCA
Choloepus didactylus (southern two-toed sloth) is the source of this 5555-nucleotide messenger RNA. It is a transcript of the gene EME2, whose product is annotated as essential meiotic structure-specific endonuclease subunit 2. Gene Ontology annotation, biological process: resolution of meiotic recombination intermediates; mitotic intra-S DNA damage checkpoint signaling; double-strand break repair. The record is from RefSeq and is a predicted model, not a curated record. Gene Ontology annotation, molecular function: DNA binding; nuclease activity. The coding region runs from base 49 to 1362 and encodes 437 amino acids. The transcript has 6 exons. NCBI's taxonomy places the organism in Eukaryota, Metazoa, Chordata, Mammalia, Pilosa, Megalonychidae. Gene Ontology annotation, cellular component: Holliday junction resolvase complex; nucleus.